AGGAAGGGAGCUUAGACACUCACUUUUGGACUGGAGAGUGAAGGAGCUCUCUAUACUGACCUGCUUGCUGCUAUGAGGAGGGGAAGCUAUGAUGAAGUUACUGCUGAAAUACGACCGCACUUGCGCAGUCUGGCCCAGAGAAGACAAUCAGCACCAUGUGUGGUGUUUGGGAAGACUCUGGGAAGGUCUUGGCCCUCCAUCAAGGAGGAGUGUAUGUCAGCGAUCGUGAUAGAUCAGUGUCCGUUUGUGCUCGGUCUGAGCAGUGAGGACUCGGAGCUCAUCCUGGAUGACACAGUGCAGCUGACCGAGGGAAUGAAGAAGAGGGAGAGACAUGUAUUCCUCUUCAGUGAUGUGUUGGUCAUCGCUAAGCUCAAAUCCAGAGGCAGCUACAGACUAAAACACAGAGUUAACCUGGAGCAGCUUUGGGUCUCUGACUUUAGAAGUGAGGAUGAUGAAGGAUGUGAGGAUGAAGAUGGACAUGUCCACCUGAAGAGGACAAUCGUUCUGGCCUGGUCUCUCUCUGUGUGUCUGCUGACGUUCAGUUCGCCUGAAGUUAAAGAACGCUGGUUAGAUACUGUUCACAGGAAAAUUACAGAGGCUAGGAAAAGGAGCGCUACAAUUUCACCACCUCCAAGUGUCCUCAUGAAGGUCUUGAGCACCACCACCACAAAUAAAGCUCUGAGUGGAGGAGGAAUGGAGGACAGUGUCAUUGACCUGCAAGUUAAUGCUCUCCAAGGCAACAGCAGCAUCUCCUCCCAGCAGUGCAAGAAGGAGCCACCAAUUGCAGAACAUGAUGCUGGUAAGAGGAGCCUGUUCUCCAAGCUGAAGAGAAGAGACACACACACAGGCAUACCCACAAGGCCAGGACACAAGACGAGCCUGCUGUUUGGCCAGCCUCUCGCUGGAGAUGCUAAAAUCCCCAAACCCAUUGCUGAGCUUCUUGUGCUGUUGUGGAGGAAAGGUCCCAGUACAGAGGGAGUUUUCCGGACAGCGUGUAACAGCAAGAACCUGAGUGCUGUCCGUGAUCAACUCAACUCUGGGGUUGCGGUGGACUUGGAAGCACUGCCUGUGACACUGCUGGUCGGAUUGUUAAAGACUUUCCUGAGGGAGCUUCCAGGAAGUCUCCUGGUGGCUGAGCGUUAUGCUGAGUGGAUGGAAGCACUGGAGAAAAAGAAGAAAGAGGAGACACAUGCUGAAUUGAGAAGGAUUGUUUCCAAACUCCCUGAAGCCAACAGCAACCUGCUGCAGCACCUGCUCUGUUUGCUGUGCCACAUUAUCCAGCAAUCAGAGAAGAACAAAAUGGAGCCCAAAAACUUGGCUAUCUGCAUUGCACCAACUCUGCUACAGCUCAGCAGCCAGACGCUGGACGUGAACACGGUCGAAAAGGUGACAAACUUAACCCAGUUCCUGAUUGAAAAUUGUUGUGAAAUCUUUGGAGAAAAGAUCCUGACUCUGCUUGGAGACCCAGAAGAAGAGCGGGAACAAAACACAGAUACCAAGUCUUCACACCAGCAUGAUUCAGCAUAUGACAGCACUGAUGGAGAGAGUGGAGAGGCAACAGGAUACACACAGCAAGCAUGUCCUCAGAUCCAAAUCCAGUGUUCAGUCAAUCAUUCCCACUCCUCGGAAGACAUUUUCGAGGCUUUCAUCAAGCCCUUCGACCGGCGCAGCUCUGAGCCUGCCAUCUUUUCCUCGGUCGGGGUGAAGGACCGCCGAUAUCUGGCACGGAGUCAAGAUGACUGUUCUUCUGCUAAAGAGUAUGAAGAACAGACGCUGAAGAAGCAAAAUUCGGAUGACUCGUUCCUACAAGCACAGAGGAGACAGUUGCAACCUUUACUGAGAAAAACAACUGGCAGUCUAAACCUUGAAGUACCGGUCAUCACCAAAACCCUCUCCUGCUCCUCAUCUUGUUCUCUGGAAAGCACUAACUCGAACUUAUCUGAGACUUCAGUGUUUGUCAACUCACCUGAGCCUUCUCCAUCCAGCCCUCGGAAAAUACAGCCUGAGAGACACAUGCCUCUUAACGUAAAAUCCAGAGUGGACACAAAUUCAAGGCGUCCAUUUAAGCGAGCCAAAAGCCUAGGCAGUUUCUCCAUUAACAGGGCAAGCAGCAAGAAAACAGAGGCACAAAAAGAGGGCACUUUUCCAUGUGGAACAUUGCAGGAGGACACUCAGAAUGAGGCAGAGGUUCUGGAUGAGCCGGUGAGGCGCCAAAGGCCACUCUCUGCCAUAGAGGUCUUUGAGCAUGUGGACAGACGUGACCCUGGCAGUCCACCAUCCUACCAACAGGCUGUAAUUUCUGGAGUCCUGCAGGCACCUCCAGAAUACCGUUCCAUGACUGUCCAUGAUGCAAGAGAGCUAGGCCAAAGAUCUCGGCCUGUCUCUAUGAAUGAUUACAUUCUGGACUCUUCUCCUGUUAGCCAAAUUUUGGACAAUUUUAACUUCUCAAACGGAGUUUCACCUCAGCAGAGCUCAUUUAGGCAAAGAGCCAUGUCUGAGUCGAUAAGCUGCACCAGGAUUGAAAAACUCCAUCGUCGCUGCAGUCAGCCUGUGUUCGAGGAGCUCUCAUAUGCUAAGGAGUCAUAUGUGUAAAUUAGUACUUAGCUUUUUGUUGUUUUCACAAUGCACUUGUUAGUCUGAGACAUUACCUGUAAGGCAGUGUCAUUUUUCGGUUUCUAAAAGCUAUUUAAUAUGCUAAUGUAAGAAUGAUAUCACCAGUGUGAAGCUAUGUUUAUGUAAAUAUAACAAUAUGUAAACAGAACAAUCUAUGGUAUGGAAUGGUUUGGCAAAAUCAGUUAUUUACUUUUGCACUGGAGAUACAAGGCUAAUAAUGCUAACAAGUAAGAGAGUCUCACCAAAAGUAAAUAGCAGCCUCAAAUCACAUCAAUGACUUCAGUAAUAUCAUGCAGAUUUAACAGUGUAGUUUAGGACAAUCUAUAAUCUAUAAACAUGAACAAAACUUCACUGUGUAGCUGAACACUGUAACAUUAUGGGGCAGCCAUCUUGAAAUGCAAAUCACUGCUUUCCUUAACUUAAUUUGGCAUCAUUCUGCACCUUGGCCAUGCCUGGGCAAUUCUACCAGAAACUGGAAGUUUUGCUGAUAGGCACAGACUAUUCAUGCUGUUUUACAAAAUCAUUUAUUUUACAAUUAUAUAAUCAUAUUUGGAAUAUGAUUAUGUGAAUAUGUGAAGAUUUGAGCAUGUGUAAGUAAAAAGAAACUGGGUCACCUACACUGUUAGAUCUGUGGCUCAGGUUCAAAACUAAAGAAGCAAACGUCAACACCAGUCAUGUCCUGGCUGAUUGACUACAUUUGCACAAAUUUGUGCAUAUUUUGUUUUAACCAUACUAUUCCUGACUACUUGACUAAAGAGUCUAUUCUUAGUUUUCUUCAUCUGCCUCUGGCACUUUCAUGAUGACACUUGUACAUUAGAUAUAUGUAUGUUUGUGUAUGUAUGUAUUUGUGUUAAUAUCCCACUUUCCUUCACUACAAUAAACUUCAUGUUCUAUGAAUUCA
This is a messenger RNA of Pangasianodon hypophthalmus (striped catfish), 3514 nucleotides long. RefSeq names its product T cell activation RhoGTPase activating protein b (gene tagapb). The record is from RefSeq and is a predicted model, not a curated record. Gene Ontology annotation, molecular function: GTPase activator activity. The transcript has 14 exons. Lineage: Eukaryota; Metazoa; Chordata; Actinopteri; Siluriformes; Pangasiidae. Gene Ontology annotation, biological process: signal transduction; regulation of Rho protein signal transduction. Bases 73 to 2592 code for a protein of 839 amino acids.